This is a messenger RNA of Paramecium sonneborni, 1241 nucleotides long. NCBI's taxonomy places the organism in Eukaryota, Ciliophora, Oligohymenophorea, Peniculida, Parameciidae. The record is from the annotation of a GenBank genome assembly.
GUAUGAAUUAAUUACUAAAGGAAGAAGAGAUUUCAUAGGAAAAGGAAUAGAUUGAGAAUGAAUAACCAGAAUAAGUAGAACAAGAGAAUGAUUUUCAAUAAGAUACAGAAUAAUAAGAUAAUAAAGUUGAUGAUGAAUAAUAAAAAUAAGAUAGUUUAGAGUCUCCAGAGAAAGAGUUGAAAGAUUAACCAGAAAAGAAAUAAUAGAUUGUUAAAUAGAAUUCUAAGAGAGUGGAUUCAUAGGAAGAAAUAAAGACUACUACAUAAAGAAAGGAAUUAAAUAAAAGAAUGGAAACUGAAAAGUAAUAAGGAUAGAAAACAACAUCUGAAAGAACAUUUAAAACAUUAGAAUAAAUAUAUAGCAAAAGAAAUACUCAAUCUUAGUUACAUCUUAGAACAUCAGAAUAAUUUGAUACUAAAAUAGUUCAUGAUUAAAUUAAUCGAUCUCAUUCAAAAUAAUAAUAUACAUUUUCGAAAGCAGAAAGAUUCUCGAGAACUAGAGAAAGUUAUUGUUCUAUUUAAUUUUAUGAUUCAUAGUAAUAGUUAAUUAAAUUAUAGAAUCUAAACCUAAUUAAGUAAAAGAUCUGCAGCACUUGGAUAUGGAAAUAAAUCAGAUUUUACUAAAAAAGAUAAAUAUAUACCAGGUCCUACUGAUUAUUUGAUUAAGUUAACUCCAAAUCCUGGAGUUAAAUUUGGAUAUGGCAGAGAAGAAACAAUAAUAAAAGGAAUACAUGGUAGACCAAAUAAGAACCCAGCUCCUAAUUUGUAUUAAGUUAAAGAUAUAAUAACAACUUAUAAAUAUUCAAUGGGUGAAAGAACUUCAGCAAAACGUACUAAUUUUGACAAUGAUUAGAUAUUUAUCUUGAAUCAACAACUCCAGCUCCUGGAAGAUAUGAUCUAGGAGGACUCACAGCUAAAGGUAAUUAUUUUAUUGGAAGAUUCAAAAGUAGUGGAGCACCUGUUAUAUCUCCAUCAACUACUAUUAUAAAAAGAUUGAAAAGAAUUCCAGGUCCUGGCACUUAUGAUCCUCCUGGAGAUAUUGGAGAUCUUAGAACUUAUCUCCCAUCUCAAUAUUCUAUUAGAAGUGGCUUUAGAUUUGGAUUUUAAGAAAGACAUACUCAAAAUAUUAAAAAUAAAUUAUGUAAAUUAUUAUUAUUAUUAAAUAAUAUAAGAUCCUGGUCCUGGAACUUAUUAAUUACCAUCAGAAUUUGGUGACUAUGAAUACCCACCUCUUAUUUGAUA